Molecule: messenger RNA, 774 nt
Organism: Octopus sinensis (East Asian common octopus)
Lineage: Eukaryota; Metazoa; Mollusca; Cephalopoda; Octopoda; Octopodidae
Product: exosome complex component CSL4
Exons: 8
Coding region: 173-760 (195 amino acids)
Biological process (GO): RNA processing
Cellular component (GO): cytoplasm; nuclear exosome (RNase complex)
Molecular function (GO): RNA binding
Source: RefSeq, a predicted model, not a curated record
AAAAAAUCAACGGAAAUUAGCUAAUACAAUUUUGUUACCGGGAUGUUUGGUAAAAUAAUUUCAAAACCUAAUGUUUCCAAAUCAAAACAAUAAUCUUAGGUGGCGGGAAUGUUCCUAAGCGGCUUCUGAUAAUGAUAUGUAAACUUUGUUAAUCCAUAGUUUCGUAUACAACAUGUUGAAAUCAGGGAUAUGUUUACCUGGGCAAAAGCUUUGUCAGCUCACUGAUGAUAAAUGUAGUGGAAAUGGGACCUACAUCCGAAAUGGUUAUAUUUAUUCAAGCCUAGCAGGUUUCCUUCAUACAGAAACCACUGAAGAUAAAACAUUGGUGGAAGUAUGCACAACUAAAACAGAAAAUAUUGUGCCAUCAGUUGAUGCACUAGUUACAGCAAAGAUAACUAAUGUGAACCCUCGAUUUUGUAAGUGUUCUAUAAUGAAUGUUGGAAAAAUUAGAUUACGUGAAUCAUUUAGAGGAAUGAUAAGGAAAGAAGAUGUGAAAGCUACUGAGAAAGACAAAGUUGAAAUGUAUCAAUGUUUCCGCCCUGGUGAUAUCAUUGUAGCUAAAGUUCUCUCACUGGGAGAUGCACAUUCAUAUCUGUUGACCACAGCUGAAAAUGAACUAGGAGUAGUAGUCGCAACCAGUGAAGCAGGUUAUCCUAUGGUACCCAUCAGCUGGAAGGAAAUGCAGUGCCCACAUACCUUAAUAAAAGAAAAACGUAAAGUAGCCAAAGUUCAGCCCCAAUAUAUACAAAAUCCUGAAUAAAUCAUUAAACUUUA